CAAAGAAGAAGAAUUUCCCUCCAAAAUAUUAGUUUAUUUUGCCAACAUCGAUCUCAAGGAUUGUUUACGAGGUUAUGACCACCAUUCUAGAUAACUUUCAACGCGCCGAAAAGAUUGGCGAGGGCACCUACGGUAUAGUUUACAAAGCGCGUAGCAACUCCACCGGCCAGGAUGUGGCCCUCAAAAAGAUUCGGCUAGAAGGCGAAACGGAGGGUGUUCCUUCGACGGCCAUUCGAGAGAUCUCCCUGCUGAAGAACCUUAAGCACCCAAAUGUGGUCCAACUAUUUGACGUAGUCAUUUCCGGCAACAAUCUGUACAUGAUAUUCGAGUACCUGAACAUGGAUCUAAAGAAGCUGAUGGAUAAGAAAAAAGACGUGUUCACCCCUCAGUUGAUAAAGAGCUAUAUGCAUCAGAUAUUAGAUGCCGUCGGCUUUUGCCACACGAAUCGUAUCCUGCAUCGCGAUCUCAAGCCCCAGAACCUUCUCGUAGACACGGCGGGCAAAAUAAAGUUGGCUGACUUUGGCCUAGCAAGGGCCUUCAACGUGCCUAUGCGGGCGUACACACACGAAGUCGUCACCCUCUGGUACCGAGCUCCAGAGAUUCUGUUGGGCACGAAAUUCUACUCCACGGGCGUGGACAUCUGGAGUCUAGGCUGCAUUUUCUCUGAAAUGAUUAUGCGCCGCUCCUUGUUUCCUGGAGACAGCGAGAUCGAUCAACUUUAUAGGAUUUUCCGUACCUUAAGCACACCUGAUGAAACAAAUUGGCCUGGUGUGACGCAGCUGCCAGACUUUAAGACCAAGUUCCCUAGAUGGGAGGGAACUAACAUGCCACAACCCAUAACCGAACACGAGGCGCACGAACUCAUAAUGUCAAUGCUGUGCUAUGAUCCCAACCUGCGCAUCUCAGCCAAGGACGCACUGCAGCACGCUUACUUCCGCAAUGUGCAGCAUGUUGACCAUGUAGCCCUGCCUGUAGAUCCCAAUGCCGGCAGCGCUUCGCGUCUAACGCGGCUCGUCUGAUCGUGUCCAAUAGCCCCAGAUCUAGCAAAUUACUUGUGUUUUCUAGUAUACUGCCACCUCAUUAUCAUGCAUUCCCCAUCCUAACUCGCACGUAACAUACGAUAAAUACACGAUCAUCCAUAAGUAAAGAGUUUAUAGUUUAUAGCUUAGCAUGGAUUACCAGGAGCUCAGCCGGGCAAGGUGUCGUUGAUGAUGGCGUGGCGAAACUUUGGCGGCGGAAUCGUUAGCCCCUGCUGCAUCGCUAGCGAGUCUCUGGCGCUGGCGGGUGUGGCUAUCGUCGCGCAUAUACGUGCCAAGAGUAUUGCGCAUGCUCUCGGAGAGCGGUGAAUGGGCUUCGACAUCACCAUCGUCGUCAUCGCUAGUCGGUGCAUCGCUCGGUGCGCUGCUGUCUGUUUCCUCUGCUGCAUCUUCAUUCUCAAUGGGAUGCUCCGGUUUGCUGACUUCUAAUAGCUUCGUCAAUGAUUGGCCCUUGGCCGACAAUAGGGGCAGUGGUCGAAGUAGGGUCACCUUUCUGGUUCCGAGUCUUCUCAUUACGGGCGCCUCUUCCUCAUGCUCGCCUUCCACAUCCUCUGCCUCCCUAGGCGGCGGAAUAAAAAGCUGCCGUAAAAAUUAGAUUGGAAAUCCUGAGGACUGAAGCGCUGUACUCCGUAGUAGCUACCGGAAUUGGUGUCGUAGAAGAACAUCGGCUCGGCGGACCGCGGCGGAGAAGGUGGCACAAAGUAGGGAUCGUAAGGGCUGUAGGCAUCAUCGUUCUCCGCCGAGUCGUAGCUCGGUCGGCGCUUUUGUUGCUUGCGGCGCUUUCGCUUGCGUUUUUUGGUAGCCUGUGAGGCCACUUGAGCUGGUUCCUCAAGCUGCAGCUCCUGAUCUUCAUCGUAGGACUGCAGAUAAACCGGCGACGUCUCGAUGAUGUUCGUACUGCCAUCGUUAAAGAAGUUGGCCAACGGAUUGGUCAGGUUACGGAAACUGAAAGCGGGCUGAACACUGCGGACGAAGCUAUUCCAAACACGAACCAACGGGCGUUCAGUUGUUGUAGGAGCUGCUUUUCCCAGACUAUGAAUAUAGCGCCUUCUGUAUCCACCACGAGCACUCGGCAACAGGACAUACUCGAUGGGAUAGUUUCUGGAGCUAGAAUAAAAAUUUCGUUCAAAGUUUAACUUUAAAAUGUCAUAGUUAUACUUUUUUCAACUCAAAUAUAAUUGUUUUAU
Molecule: messenger RNA, 2224 nt
Organism: Drosophila melanogaster (fruit fly)
Lineage: Eukaryota; Metazoa; Arthropoda; Insecta; Diptera; Drosophilidae
Gene: Cdk2
Product: Cyclin-dependent kinase 2
Exons: 7
Coding region: 75-1019 (314 amino acids)
Biological process (GO): regulation of transcription by RNA polymerase II; regulation of cell cycle
Molecular function (GO): ATP binding; RNA polymerase II CTD heptapeptide repeat kinase activity; transferase activity
Source: RefSeq, marked reviewed